CUGCUUUGGCCUUUAACUUCUUUUUCUGCUCUGUAAUUAAAAAGAAAAAAACUGCCUCGUGUGCUCCGUUGGUCCCUUCUCUUUGUAAACCCUCCUUAAUUCUUACACGUCUAUAUCCACAACGCCUACACACAAAUAUAUGGCUCUGUAGAUAAAAAGGAUUCACAAUCUUGCGAAGCAUCUAAAACCUUCAAAACACGCAAAACCCACAUCGCGAACUGAGCGCCCAGGCGAAGACAAGUCGAAGAAGAUGGAAAGCAGCGCCAGUAUAGACAAUAUCAACUACGGUAGUAGCAACGGCAACAGCAGCACGCGCUUGCCUCUAUCGGAGGUUGUGUCAGAUUGCGUCAAGAGGUGGUUCAAAGACACCCUCAAAGAAGCCAAGGCUGGGGAUAUCAACAUGCAGGUUUUGGUUGGUCAAAUGUAUUAUAGCGGAUAUGGAAUCCCUAGAGAUGCCCAGAAGGGAAGAAUUUGGAUGACAAGAGCAUCAAGGACACGGUCUUCAGUUUGGAAAGUUAGUGAUAAGCGUCCAGGUUAUAAUGCAAGUGAUUCAGACUCAGAUGAAUUGAAGGGUGAUUCUCAAUAAACCAAAUUGGUUUCAUGGGCAAAGCACAAUGUGAGCGAGCUGGCAUUCACCUUUUCUAUUAGUCUUCUUGUGCUUAAUCUGUUUUUUUAUUUUUUUUUUUUUUGGUAAGUGCAUGCUGUUUGUUAAUUAUUCAGUAUAGCACUGUUUCUAAGAUAAUGAAAGGCCUUAUUUGUGCCCCAUGCAAUCAACUGUUUGCUUGUAUGAUUUCUAGAGGAUGGUUUUCUGAGAAUUCAUCGCUAAUUACAAAUGUAUUCUCAUACUGAAAUCAAACAUAUAUUGAUGUUGUUUUGUCUGCA
Messenger RNA from Manihot esculenta (cassava), 882 nucleotides. RefSeq lists its product as uncharacterized. Gene Ontology annotation, molecular function: protein binding. NCBI's taxonomy places the organism in Eukaryota, Viridiplantae, Streptophyta, Magnoliopsida, Malpighiales, Euphorbiaceae. The coding region runs from base 251 to 586 and encodes 111 amino acids. The record is from RefSeq and is a predicted model, not a curated record. The transcript is spliced from 4 exons.